ACUCUGGAGUUUCAAAAGAGUCAUCAGAGAAGACUUCUGAGGCGGUUUAAAGAGAAGCUGAAGGUGUUUGAGCUGCAGAUUAAUGAAGUCAGAGAUGUGAUCAUGCAAGCUAAAGCCAUGGAGAGGGAGUACAUCAAAGUCAAGGCAGAAAAUGAUUACCUGAAGCUGCUGUUGUCAAAGAAGUUGGCAGACAACCACUGUAACAUGGG
Molecule: messenger RNA, 209 nt
Organism: Candidula unifasciata
Lineage: Eukaryota; Metazoa; Mollusca; Gastropoda; Stylommatophora; Geomitridae
Source: the annotation of a GenBank genome assembly